Molecule: messenger RNA, 1716 nt
Organism: Vicia villosa (hairy vetch)
Lineage: Eukaryota; Viridiplantae; Streptophyta; Magnoliopsida; Fabales; Fabaceae
Product: phenylalanine--tRNA ligase, chloroplastic/mitochondrial-like
Exons: 11
Coding region: 197-1489 (430 amino acids)
Biological process (GO): phenylalanyl-tRNA aminoacylation
Cellular component (GO): mitochondrion; cytoplasm
Molecular function (GO): tRNA binding; ATP binding; phenylalanine-tRNA ligase activity
Source: RefSeq, a predicted model, not a curated record
CCCGGUUUUUAUCCUAACAACACAACGUAUGGGGGCAAAAGAAAGAAAUCCGAUAAGAGAUGAAAUGGAGUCUCAACUCUGAACUGAACUACACUUGAACUGUCACGGCCACCGCCACCACCACCGCUAAAACGCAGCCGGAGGUGAUAAUCAGCCACCUCAAACAAAAUCGUGUGCUACAGUCAUUUGUGUGGCAAUGAUGAUCUCUUCCGCGUAUACUACACUUUUCGUUGGAGCAUCUCUCUUUCGUCAACGUAAUAAUAGCUUCAGAAGCUUAGCAUUUUGUUUACCUUUCUCAUCUGCACCUGCUUCUCUCUCUUCUGAUAAGCUUUCCAACAAGAAAUGGAGGCAACCGGUUUUCUCUUCAUUGGAGCUUGGCGGACUCAAGAUUACCAAACAAGAUAUAGUGAAGGAUGAUCCAACAAAUAAUGUUCCAGACAACAUAUUUUCGAAACUUGGAAUGCAGCUUCACAGGAGGGAUCAACACCCUCUUGGGAUACUCAAGAAUGCUAUAUACGAGUAUUUUGACACAAAUUAUUCAAACAAGUUCAACAAGUUUGACGACCUUUGUCCUAUUGUCACACUGAAGCAGAACUUUGAUGAUGUCUUGGUUCCUGAAGAUCAUGUGAGUAGGAGCUAUAAUGAUACAUACUAUAUAGACCCUCAAACUGUUUUAAGGUGCCACACAAGUGCUCAUCAGGCAGAACUAUUGAGAGAUGGAUAUACUCAUUUCCUUGUUACCGGAGAUGUUUAUCGAAGGGAUUCAAUUGAUUCUACUCAUUAUCCUGUCUUCCAUCAAAUGGAAGGCUUUCGGGUUUUUGUUCCAGAUGAAUGGGAGGCUUCUGGGAUGGAUGCAACAUCAUUUGCAGCAGCAGAGCUAAAGAAAUGCCUUGAGGGUCUAGCACGCGUUUUAUUUGGUGAUGUGGAAAUGCGAUGGAUCGAUACCUAUUUCCCAUUUACUAAUCCAUCAUUUGAACUCGAAAUAUAUUUUAAGGAAAAAUGGUUAGAGGUUUUGGGGUGUGGAGUGACAGAGCAAGAGAUUCUGAAAAGAAAUGGGGUAUCUAAUAAUGUUUCUUGGGCUUUUGGCCUAGGUUUGGAGAGGUUAGCUAUGGUUCUAUUUGACAUACCGGAUAUUCGUCUCUUUUGGUCAAAUGAUGAGCGAUUUACCUCCCAGUUCUCCAAGGGCCAAUUAGGGGUCAAAUUUAAGCCGUUUUCAAAGUAUCCUCCUUGUUACAAGGACAUCAGUUUCUGGAUCAAUGAAUCAUUUACCGAAAACAAUCUAUGUGAAGUUGUCAGAGGAGUAGCAGGGGAUCUUGCAGAAGAGGUACAAUUAAUAGACAAUUUCACCAACAAGAAAGGAAUGACCAGCCACUGCUAUAGGAUUGCAUAUAGGUCUAUGGAACGUUCUCUUACUGAUGAAGAAAUUAACGAUCUGCAGUGGAAAGUAAGAGAACUGGUGCAGAACAAAUUGGAAGUUGUCAUAAGAUGAGCUUUAAUGGAUUUUCUGCAGUUUUGCUAUUUUUGUCUCAAUUUUUGUGUAAAGAUGCUUUAACUACCAUUACAACAUAUGAAUAACGCCAUAGACCAAUGUAUUAUUUAUUUCAGCAUUGUGAAUGUAUACUAGAACCUGUUGGUGACAACACUUAGUAUAUCAUGCUCAGCAGGAACCGAAUCCUUGUGAAAUUACUUAGAUUUGUAAUUUAUGGUUUACUCCUA